Molecule: messenger RNA, 1366 nt
Organism: Ornithorhynchus anatinus (platypus)
Lineage: Eukaryota; Metazoa; Chordata; Mammalia; Monotremata; Ornithorhynchidae
Product: RNA-binding protein 3-like
Exons: 7
Coding region: 128-583 (151 amino acids)
Biological process (GO): regulation of translation; positive regulation of mRNA splicing, via spliceosome
Cellular component (GO): spliceosomal complex
Molecular function (GO): ribosomal large subunit binding; RNA binding
Source: RefSeq, a predicted model, not a curated record
GGGGCCGGUGACGUGGCGGGCGCGCGCCCUUUAUGAGGCCCGGGCCCGCGCCCCCUCGGCCGCAUUUUCCCCGCUCGAAGGUCCCGUCCGGUCGGGUCCGCGCCGUGUGACCCACCCCGUGGCCGCCAUGUCCGAGGAGGGGAAGCUGUUCGUGGGGGGCCUCAACUUCGACACGGACGAGCAGGCCCUGGAGCAGCACUUCUGCAGCUUCGGACCCAUCUCGGAGGUGGUCGUCAUCAAGGACCGAGAGACCCAGCGCUCCCGGGGCUUCGGCUUCAUCACCUACGCCAACCCGGAGCACGCCUCGGACGCCAUGAGGGCCAUGAACGGAGAGUCCGUGGACGGCCGACAGAUCCGAGUGGACCACGCAGGAAAAUCUUCCCGAGGCUCCAGAGGUGGCUCCUUCGGGGGUCGGGGCCGAGGCCGAGGCUACUCCAGAGGCGGUGGCGACAGGAGUUACGGCGGCGGCAGGUACGACAACCGGAGCGGAGGAUACGGUGGCUCCAGGGACUACGGGGGCAGUCAGGGAGGAUACGGUGACCGCUAUUCCGGUGGUUCGUACAGAGACAACUAUGACAACUAGGAUAACCAAGCUGCACACCGACUAAAAAUCCUUCCUGACUCAAGAUCGUCCUUCCAAUGGCUGUAUUUAUAAAGAUUUUUGGAGCUUCGCCGAAACCUUGUUUAAUACAUCUACUUAGGCCUUCCCUUUUAUAGUAUCUCACCCGUUAACGUCGAAAGAGACUGGCAGCUUCCGCCUCAACAUUGCCCCUUCAGACUCUGUGAGAGAGGUCUGUUCCCCCAGGGGUUAAAUGAUUUUGGAAAGGCAGUAUUUAAACCCCGUUGCAAUCUUUGGCGUUGCCAUCCGGGUCUCUUUCAAAGUAGUUGGGGGCUCCGUCUCCCCUUUCCCUAGCAUAGUCGUGUGGUCCCGUUUCCCCCACACAUAUACACGCAAGCUGAACUAAGCUGUGGUGUAUCUGGGGCUUCUUUGGUUUGGUUUUAUUUUGUUUUUGGCUCUUUUUUUUUGUUUUUUGUUUUUACCAUUCCUUUAGUAUGGCAAGGAAGGAAUGCAGCCCAGGGGGGAAUUGGAAAGGCAGACCACCUUUGAUAUGACUAAAGAGAACUGCUUGCUUUUUCGAGCUGCAUUAGGCCAAAAAGAGGUAUUUUUAUUGUACGAUGCAAAUUGCCCAGACUAGAUUUGCAAACUUUCCAUGAGAGGUUCUUGAAAAUGUUUGUUUAUAUUGUCCUUUUUUUACUGGAAGAGAAAAGAAACGCAUACUCCAUUGUAUUUGAAGUGGUUAAGGAACUCCUGUACUCAGUUUUCUGGCUUCACGAAGCCUAUUAAAAAGAUGAACUCUGAAACGAA